UGCUGCAGCAACGUAGGCUGCACUCCCCCACAGGCAAUUCCUGUAUCCCGUCCUAUUUAAUAGGAAGAGAAGUCCAACCAGUUUGGUAUUCUCACCGGUAGAGCCGCAGGGUGGUCGUUUAGUUUUUUUUGUAGUGAGAACACGUAACGGUGGAUAAAGUGUUGUGUUUGUUUGCAGCCAAGACAGACUAUAUCUAUCCGAACAGCUAGCUUGUUUGCUAAAAGCCAUUGCUAACACGCUCAACAGUGGUCAAGAUGAACGGCGACCUGAACGGUUUCCAUAACAACUCGCUCGUCGACAGCUUCCUCUUCACGUCCGAAUCCGUUGGUGAAGGACAUCCUGAUAAAAUCUGUGACCAAAUAAGCGAUGCUGUCUUGGAUGCGCACCUCACACAAGACCCAGAUGCCAAAGUUGCAUGUGAGACUGUGGCUAAGACGGGGAUGAUCCUGCUGGCGGGGGAGAUCACCUCCAGGGCGGUGGUGGACUACCAGAAGGUUGUACGAGAGACAAUCAAGCACAUCGGCUAUGACGACUCCUCCAAAGGCUUUGACUACAAGACCUGCAAUGUUCUGGUGGCUUUAGAGCAGCAGUCUUCUGACAUUGCUCAAGGCGUUCACCUCGAUCGCAAGGAGGAGGACGUGGGAGCCGGUGACCAGGGUUUGAUGUUUGGAUACGCCACGGACGAAACGGAGGAAUGUAUGCCUCUCACAAUUGUGCUGGCCCACAAGCUCAACGCCAAGAUGGCUGAAUUACGCCGCAAUGGAAUGCUGCCUUGGCUCCGUCCCGACUCCAAAACUCAGGUGACUGUCCAGUAUAAACAGGACCGUGGUGCCGUGGUGCCGCUGCGCGUCCACACCAUCGUGAUCUCGGUGCAGCAUGAUGAACACGUGAGCCUGGAGGAGAUGCGUCACCGCCUGAAGGAGCACGUGGUGAAGGCUGUGGUGCCCGCCGGGUACCUGGAUGAUGACACAAUCUAUCACCUCCAACCCAGUGGACGUUUUGUCAUCGGCGGGCCGCAGGGUGACGCCGGUCUGACCGGCCGCAAGAUCAUCGUGGACACCUACGGCGGCUGGGGGGCCCACGGAGGUGGCGCGUUCUCCGGCAAGGACUACACCAAAGUGGACCGCUCGGCCGCCUACGCCGCGCGCUGGGUGGCCAAGUCUCUUGUGAAAGCGGGACUCUGCAGGCGCGUUCUGGUCCAGGUUUCCUACGCCAUUGGUGUGGCCCAUCCGUUGUCUGUCUCCAUUUUCCACUACGGGACAUCCCAGAAAAAUGAGAGCGAGCUGCUGGACAUUGUGAGGAAGAAUUUUGAUCUACGUCCAGGAGUCAUCGUGAGGGAACUGGACCUAAAGAAGCCCAUCUACCAGCGCACUGCAGCCUACGGGCACUUCGGCCGUGACGUCUUUACAUGGGAAGUUCCCAAAAUACUCAAAUACUGAGCUACCCAUCCUCACUCCCUUCCAAAAGAGUCCCGUGUGUUCAUCACUCCUUUCUCUUCCUCUGCACAAACAGCCACAUCACUGCCACCUCUGCUGAAUGUAAAGCAGUCCUCCCUCGAAAGAUAAGCACUCGUGCAUCGACAUUCGUACUGGCGGCCACUUUCCUUCCUUUCCGUGCUGUCCCUUCAAUGCCGUUUUCUGAUGUUUUACAGAGAAGUCAGAAGCUGCUAAUGACCUUAUUGGCUUUGUCGGGCUGCACGUUUAACAAAACAAAACAUAAAAACAAAAUUUUGUCGCUUUAAUCGUCACAUGUAAUGUUCCAAGUGAGGUGAUUUUAAUGUUCUUGAUCCUGGGUGUCAUUACAGAGUAGCCCAGCCUCCUCAUACUUGAUAAUACCUUGUGGGACCUAAAUACUUUAAAACAUCGUAAUCCUGUUUUUUCUUUGAAUAGUUCAUUUUGCACUCAAAUUGCGGAAUUUGCUGCACGCUGCGCACACUUUACUCCUGAUUUAAAUGUGACAUGCACUGCGUCUCAGACCACGCUGCAGUUGAAGCAUUUUCCAUUAUUUAAUCCUUAUUUAUUUCACUAAACCAAGGAUCAUGCACCCUCCCCAUCGCCGAAGUUUGCGAUGUUGUAGCGAGGAGACACGUACAGGUUCCCGCCUUGAGUAGGCUUAACAAUGUUGUCUCUGAUGCCACCCUGUGGUUCCCUUGAGUGUACUACAGAGAAACUCGACGGGAGCCACAUACGGGUGCGCGCUUGAUUUCAAGAUCAGGUUAAAAAUGACUUUUCCAAAGAUUGUUUGUUGACGACAUGUUUACAUCCAUUAGAGAAGGAAAGACCCUAAUUGGCUGGUGUUGUACAGAGAAACCAGCCUGUUUACAAGGUCGCUCUUGUUUAAUUAUUUGGUAAAUAAUUAGUCUUGUCAGUGAGGUUGCUGAUUCUGUUUAAAGUGCCUUUCCCUCCUCGUCGUUCCCUGCAUUUCCUCCCUUCCACUCCAAUUUGUACCCCCGCCACCCCCGUUCGCUCUUUUCAUACUCUGAAGUCUGAUCUGCUGUUGAGAUUCUCUGUCAAAAUCCUCCAAAUAAAGUGACAUGCUUUGCUCAUGCAUUA
Messenger RNA from Doryrhamphus excisus (bluestripe pipefish), 2552 nucleotides. It is a transcript of the gene mat2aa, whose product is annotated as methionine adenosyltransferase 2Aa. The record is from RefSeq and is a predicted model, not a curated record. Gene Ontology annotation, biological process: S-adenosylmethionine biosynthetic process. Lineage: Eukaryota; Metazoa; Chordata; Actinopteri; Syngnathiformes; Syngnathidae. Gene Ontology annotation, molecular function: ATP binding; methionine adenosyltransferase activity.